This is a messenger RNA of Diaporthe citri, 384 nucleotides long. RefSeq lists its product as uncharacterized. The record is from RefSeq and is a predicted model, not a curated record. The transcript has 4 exons. NCBI's taxonomy places the organism in Eukaryota, Fungi, Ascomycota, Sordariomycetes, Diaporthales, Diaporthaceae. Bases 1 to 384 code for a protein of 127 amino acids.
AUGAGAAAUGCAGUCUUUAGUCUUGCAGCCAUCAGCAUCACGGCUCUGUUGACCCUCUGGCUCAUCUUCGAUCCCCUCCACGCUGACUGGACCGUCCCAGCCUUUCAUUUCUCCGUAACCCACACGGUCCUCUUCCAUUUCAAGAAGGAUGCAGAUCCACAGGCCAUCCGAAAUCCCUACGUCAAGUCACUCACGGGCGGCAAGGACAACUCUCCCGAGGGACUCCAGCACGGUGCAACCCAUGGUUUUGUGGUCGAGUUUGCCAGCACCCAAGACCGCGACUACUAUGUCAGCCAGGACCCUGCCCACCAGAAGCUCAAGAAGAGCAUCGACUCGCUGGUCGAGAGUGUCGUGGUGGUGGACUGGGAGAACGGCCAAUUCUGA